GAAAUGUAAUGCAGAGUUGUUUAAAAGAACAUCAUGUAAUGUUAUUUGAUUUGUUUUCCAGGGAAAGUGAGAGGGAAGGGCACAGAGGGUUUGCCACAUCACAUGGAUGUUCCAGAAAGUUCCAGCCACUGUCUGCCCUGCCAAGAAGGCUGUGAUUUUUGCAAGGACGAUGUGCCCUGCGUGGCCUGGGGUGACGGCGCCCUGCGUAUGGCGGUGCUCUCCUUCCAGGGCUUGUGCAUGCUGGUGGAUUUCAUCAGUAUGGUGCUGCUCUACCAUUUCCGUAGGAACAAGAGUAUCAGAGCAUCAGGACUCAUCUUGCUAGAGGCCAUCUUGUUUGGAGCGAUCCUCUUGUACUUUCCGGUGGUGAUUCUGUACUUCCAGCCGAGUGUUUUCCGUUGUAUCCUGCUGCGAUGGGUUCGUCUGCUCGGAUUUGCCACAGUCUAUGGAACGGUCACCCUCAAACUCUACAGGGUUCUCAAAGUGUUCCUGUCACGUACAGCCCAACGGAUUCCCUACAUGACCAGCUGGAGAGUGUUGCGUCUACUGUGUGUCAUCCUGCUGAUUGUGUUAUGGUUUGCAGUAGCCUGGACCGCCGCUGUUUGUCAGAAUCCAAACAGACAUCUUGCUCUCAUCAAUGUGGGCCUCACCACUGAUCGGCUACAGUUCAGCAUGUGUCUGCUGGACCGCUGGGACUACAUGAUUGCUGUGGCUGAGUUCCUGUUCCUCCUGUGGGGUGUGUAUCUGUGUUAUGCAGUGAGGACCGUCCCCUCAGCGUUUCAUGAGCCACGCUAUAUGGCCAUCGCAUUGCACAAUGAGCUCAUCCUCUCUGCCAUUUUCCACAUUUUAAGGUUCACUCUUGCCCCUGAACUGCACCCAGACUGGAUGCUGAUGCUAUUCUUUGCUCAUACACACUUGACAGUGACUGUCACUUUGGGGUUACUGCUUGUGCCAAAGUUCUUGUUUGCGGGUACUCAUCUAAGGGAUGACAUUGCUACAGAGGCCUAUGAAGAUGAAUUGGACAUGGGGCGGUCAGGGUCAUACCUGAAUAGCAGCAUAACAUCAGCCUGGAGUGAGCACAGUCUGGACCCAGAGGAUAUUCGGACACCAGAGGAAAUGGGCCAGCUAUGUUCUAUUAAUGGCUGUGGCGUAAGGUCUUGCGACAGUCUUUGGGAAAAACGUACCAACGAAGAGCUGAAGAAGCUCUAUUCACAGCUGGAGAUUUAUAAGAGGAAAAAGAUGCUGGCCAACAAUCCUCACCUGCAGAAAAAGCGCAGCUCCAAAAAGGGCUUAGGUCGCUCCCUCAUGCGCCGCAUCACUGAGAUUCCAGAGACAAUGGGCCGCCAAUGUAGCCGUGAAGACAAGGACCUGGGUGAACAUGGGAGUAACCGCAACAGCAUCUGUGUCCUGAGAAAGAACCCUUUUGAGCCCACACACUCUGUUAAGCCUGCCAAAGAUGAAUCUUUGAAGAGCAAAGUUUUCUCCCUUAAAAAGUCCCAUAGCAGUUAUGACCAUGUUCGGGACCACAGUGAGGAUUCCAGCAGUUCAGUAACUGACAAGAUGGAAGUCGCAAACACAGAAGGCUCCCUUCUUGAAACCUUAAUGGGCAAGAAGCUGGUCAAAAAGUCCUGCGAGAAGAUUGAUGCAGCCAGUGAGGCAACAGAGUCAGUUCCCUUGGUGUGUAAGUCAGCCAGCGCUCACAACCUGACAGCUGAUAAGAAACCUAUUCACCCUAGGACAUCCAUGCUGCAGAAAUCUCUAAGCGUUAUCGCCAGUGCCAAAGAGAAAACACUCGGUCUAACAGGAAAGGCCCAAGCAGUGGAGGAUCCAACAAAGAAAGCUAAUCAAAAGAACAAGGAUGGCAAGACCUCAGCUGAAGCUGAAGAAAAAGAGGGUUAUCCAAAGAUGAUUGUCAGUCAGUCAGUGGAGUACAAGCAGACAGCUGCCAAAACAGGUAUAAUGAAGCCACAGAUGAGCGGAAGCCAGCCCUCCAUUUGCUCAGAAACAGCCAAGGGUAAAGACCUGUAUGACCUCUCAGAGGUGUGCCCUUGGGAAGUGGAGGACUUGCCAACCCCCUCCGAAAACAAGGUCCAGAAACAUGUGUCUAUUGCCCCCGAGCAGACCACCACAGUCCAUGGAAGUAGCAACAAGGCAACAAAGUCGCAACAGAAAAAGCAGAAAGGCACAGAGCAGUCACCCUCUGUGGCCAGACAUCCAAUCCAGAAAGUUGCUGACAGAACAGACAUAUGUCCAUGGGAGGAAGGAAAUGAGGACCAUAGUCAGGCAAUGGGGCAAAAUCCUCACUCCAGUAGUAAGCCUGCCAUGUCCCAACCCCAGGCAUCCCGAGAGGUUGCAACGGUUUUAAAAGCUGAGGUCUGUCCAUGGGACUUUGUGGAAGUGGUGGGCAAGCCAAAGGACUCGGAUUGCUCCCCUGAUCAGACCAGACCAAGAAAGGACACCACACCAACUGAGAUCAAAGGGAAAAUAAGCUCCUUGCCUACUGAAGUCAAGGGCAAGGGUACAACACCUACAGAGGGCAAAGCAAAGGGUGUUCUCUCCGAGCCUAAUAAAUCCAUGGGCAGCUCACUGCAGCCACCCUCUAAAGCAGAAGUGUGUCCAUGGGACAUUGAGACUGUGUUAGGUCCCAUCUCUGAAAAAAACCCUUGUUCUUCUCAGGUUUCUAAAACAAAGGAGACCCAUGCUAAAAAUAAGGGAACUUCUCCUAUUAGAACAUCAGAGAUGGAAAGAGAGAACACAAAGGGUCCUGAUGAUGACAAAAUUCAAUCAAACAAAAAAGACAAGUUGACCUCUGGCAAAACGAAAGAAAGACCCGCCAUCCAGUCUAAACUGGCUGAGGUUUGUCCAUGGGAUGUUGAUAGUAGUCAGGAAAUUGUCUUAAUGGAAAAACAAAAAAGCCCAAAUGUUGCAUUACCAAAAAGCAAGCAAGCAGAGGUAUGCCCUUGGGAUUUUGAAGAUGCAGCAACUAGUAAAGAAGUCAACCGGAGCAUCAGUUCAUCCACUGGCAAACAGAAAAGUUCAAAUUCCAAAGGCAGAGUUACUAGUGAUGUUAAAAUGUCAGAUGUCUGCCCAUGGGACUUUGAUGACCAAGGAACAACAAAAAAGGCAUGACAAUUUAUUGAACCAUUAGUUAGUCCUCAUUAUAUGUGCUUUUUCUUUCAUAAAUACACCAUGGAAUAAAAUCUUAUUUAUGGUGAUUUGGAGAAAAAAAAAAUCAACAUGUCGCACAAGCUGCCUUUCUCUUCAACCUUUUGUUUUCCUUUUGUGUUUUUUGGAAUAAAAAAAAAAAAAAUGUGACAACUCACCAGGCAUUCCAGAUUUUAAAGUAUUGGUUGAACCUUUAAAUAGAAACGGUAGUUUACAAUUAUGCAACUCUUUAUGUGCAAUGUAAACAAGAUGCCUAUACGCACUACGUGUAUCCUCAUUAACAUUUAAACUCUCAUAAUAGUUGCAUCUGUAGCCUCCUUGACUGUGGCUUCCACAAAAGAUUGUACAAAUACCUGUUACAUAGGAAAGUGUGGACAAUGCAUGUGUCAAGUGUCAUGGAGAAAGCCUGAUCCAUUUCCUUGUUUUAUUUUGUUUCAUACAUUACUGUCUGGUUUGAGUAAAAAUGAUUAUUUGCCAAAGAUAGAGGUAAAAUCCAAUAAAUCUAAGCUAUCAAACCUCAACAGCAAAAUAGAGAAACUACAUUUGUACAGUGAGCCGAAUUCAUGCGGCUGCUAGAAAAUUAGCCUGUAGCACUUUAAUAAAGAACAUAUUUAGAAAGACAGACGUAAACUGGACAUAGUUCUAUUCAUAUUUCCCCUUGUUUGUUUUUUUGGCCUUGUUGUUUUAUGCUGUUCUGCAGUGAGAUCAUUUGUAAACAUCUGCAACAUUUUUUAGUUUUCUUGACUAGAAAAAAAAUAAAAAAUAAAUACUAGAAAAAAAAACCUAACAUUUCCAAUGCUUCCAAAUUUGCUGAUAUAUUAUCCUGAAUGUGCCUAUUUAAAUAGUCCUGUACCAGUCUUACAUUGUAUUGGGAGAUGUGAAACCUUUGUCAUAGCCCAUGUUACAAAUACUUACUGAAACACUUGAUGAAAAUCAGCAUCUUAUUUUUGAAAAGAAAUGGUUUAGUUUAUAUAUUAGUAAUGUUGCAAAAUUGUAAAUGCUUUUCAAAUGGGGUACACUAUGAAAAAAAAAAAAGGUCCACUACUCAAUUCAUGGGACCAUAGAUAUUGUUUCUCUCAGCGUAGUGCACAAUCAUUAAGGUUUCUGCCUCUAAUGUCUUUCCUUUUUGUCUUUUAAAAUUAGAACACUCAUGACAAUGUAUGAAAUAUCAAAUUUCAGUCUAUCCUAUAUCAAAUUCUAACCCAAGCCUCAAUUUCUUUAACAUGUAUCUCGUAUACAUUUUAUGAUGAUUAGUUUACAAAUAGAAAUCUUGCUCUUACCAUAUAGUUUUUUUGUUUUUUGUUUUUUGUUUUUUGGAAAAUGCAAUGAUUUCUUAGAAGAACAUAAUAAAACAUCCCCAGUGACCAAUGAAGUGAAUUCAACAAUGUAUCUAAUUUACUGUUGGAAUGUUAACAUAUCUUGUUUGCCUUCUCAGCACAAGGUCAUUUGUAAUGAUGUCAAAGUAAAGGUGUAACUACACAUAAGGCAUGAACUAUUGUACAGGAUGAUGCCUAUUAAUGAAAUGUUCACAUAAAUGUCGACAUAUUGCAAUUGCAAAUUAUUUUGACCCAAUUCUACAGUAACUGAAUGGUUUUAAAUGUGUUGACAGAUUCUUGUGUACAGAAUACAGAAUAAAUGGUUAUACCAUGUAUAUAUAUUAUAGCUACCAAAGAGGUUUUAAAAAAAAAAAAAAAACUAAAUACAUAAUUCUUGACAUUCUGUAAAAAUCAAAUGGUGCCACACUCCCAUUUCUCCACAGUGGAUUAAAUUUACCAAUGACUUCUGGAUCACAAUUUAACUUAUAAAACUCAUAUCAUAUUAUAAAACAUAUCUUCCCAUGCUUAUAUUUGGGUCAUUCCUGUUCUGCAGUAAUUUCUUAUACGUUCUUUCAUAAAUAUGUUCUGGUCAGGCUUGACAUGAUUAAUUAUCACUAAACUUUAAGUAAAAAUAGCUUGAUUAUUUGCUCAGUGGAAUUUAAAUGAAAAGAACAGAAAUCAUUUUAAAAUGCAGAUAUUAUACUACCAAAUUCAAACAGCAAAGAAUGUUUCAAAGUGAGAUAAACCAACUAAUACCACAAAACAUCACAGAUGAUUCAUCAGGUCUAUUGCUAAUACUCACUGGCAAUGAUGACCUGGCUUUAUUGACGUUGAAUUUGGCUAUACCUAUACCAACUACAAACAAUAUAAUAAAUGCAACUUUGUUUGAAAUUUUUGGAUUUGAGGACUUAGAAAAAGCACCUGGAAUGUUUUUCUAUAAAAACUCCUUGAAGAGUGUUUUUUACCAAAUUUAAAGGGAUAGUUCCCCCCAAAAAUGAAAAUUCUAUCAUUAAUUACUCACCCUCAUGUCGUUCCAAACC
Cyprinus carpio (common carp) is the source of this 5518-nucleotide messenger RNA. RefSeq names its product G protein-coupled receptor 158a. The coding region runs from base 103 to 3126 and encodes 1007 amino acids. Gene Ontology annotation, cellular component: membrane. The record is from RefSeq and is a predicted model, not a curated record. Gene Ontology annotation, molecular function: G protein-coupled receptor activity. NCBI's taxonomy places the organism in Eukaryota, Metazoa, Chordata, Actinopteri, Cypriniformes, Cyprinidae. The transcript has 9 exons. Gene Ontology annotation, biological process: G protein-coupled receptor signaling pathway.